GCGUUCUUAAGACGAGAGCUGUGAGGGGAAAACUACGCAAGGAGCCCUUCUCCUUUAUUGUCCCUUCUGCUUUCUUUUCACUUCAACAUGAAUGUGGAAAUGCUAUAACGCCUUAUUUUUCUAAUUCCUUAAUGUUGGGCUUUUUUUUUUUUCUUUCUUCUUUAUAUCUCAACUUCCAAUGCUUUUCCUCCUAUGACCUUUAACCUAAACACUCACCACUCCUUUACAGGUUUUUACGGUAAAAAACAAAAAGGAUUCUUCUGUCUUAAUCUUACAUAACUGAACAAAUUUCAUUGCUCAAUAUUUUUACAAUAGUGUGUGCUAUUCUCUUAACUCAAAAAGGUUACCUGAAAAUUCCAGCCCCUCUCUCUCCCAUUUCUCUUCUCGACCCAUCCUCCAGCAAAGAGGGCUCGAAGUUUUUCAUUAUUUUCGGUGUGAUGAGUAUAAACAUCACAAAGAUAACCUUAUCCUCAGCUUAAAGAUACUAGGACGUUUAGCAGUGAUUGGGUUAUAUUUCGGAAGUUACCCUCUAGUGAAAAUUGAUGGAAGUGAGUUAGUGUAAAGCCCUGUAAAGAAAACAAUCCCCAGGCUGCAUUUUCUGGCUCCUGUGUUGGCAUUCUGGUCACUAGGGGAAACGCAUCAAAAACACUUUAGGUGUGUGCUGGAAGGAAUGAGUUUUGUCUUUUUUUAGACGCUCAUAAGCAUCUGGAAACAGACGGUUAAACCAGAAGAAGGUCAAUUUAGACUUUUGUUCUUUUUGAGGUUAAGACAAAAAAGCUAUCUUGAAUGCCUUUAAGAUUGGUUUUCUCAAUUAAAAUCUAAAGCUUGUAGAUAUCAAUGAAUUACCUGCUCAUUUUUUAGGGUGAGGUAUUGACGGUCCCAAGAAAACUUUUUUAAAAAUCGUGUAAUGCUUGAUAAUAGGUAGUUGUAAGCUGCUGCUUGUUUUGAAAAUGUUAGCUAUUAAUGGGAAGAAAUUUUACUGUCAGUAACUUAAGUACAAUUUUGGGGAGUUAAUGUUUGUUUUGGUUUGUGGGGAAUUGAAGAGAACUACUUUGGGGACCUUAUUUUCCUUUGAGGUCUUACCUUUUUGGGGGGGGGAGGGUCAUCAAAUUGAGAAAUUUGACAAGUUCUAGAUAAUUGUUACCUUACCCAGCUAAGAAAGUAAUAUAUGUGAGAUUCCUACCCAAUUUUAAGCUAAAAUGCAUGUAGGCAUUAACUAUAUAUUUUAAUAGGAAAAGGCAUUUUUACCUUUUCCUCCUCUUUUACAGUGCUCAUGGUCAUAGGAAAUAAUUUUUCACAUCUGAUACCCAAGUUAAUGAACUCAGUACGUUCACCAGUUACCUUUUGUUUUUUGUGUUUUUUUGGUAGGUUGAGGUAAUUGUUCAUAAUUGGAAGAAGAAUUAGAAGAGUGGGAGACAGUUUUCUGAUGAUAUACUUUUUUUUGUUCUCUUAAAGCAGUUUCAUAUUCAGCAGUGCUUUUAGUUUUUAAACUAUAGUGACCUUGGUUUUAUAAAAUACAAUUGUUGUGUUAUCUUUGUACGUAAAGGUAAUAACGUUUUAGAGAGUCUCAGAAAAGGAUUUUUAAAUGGUGUUUCUGAAAUGUUUUAAGUAGUUGUUAUACUUCAAACUUUUUUAUUAAAACAAAGAAAAUGUCAAUAGGUCAGUGUUCAAAUUUCAUUUCGUUUAUGUAAGGAAUAAACAACAUAUGUUAACCAUAUCUUAUUGAAAAGAUUUAAAAUUAGAGAGUGACUCUAUGGAAACUUUGGAACAUAUUAAAGAAAGAGGAUUGAUACUAAUAGUUCCUACUUUUAUAGCGUUUUACAGUCCCCCCUCACCAUCUUUGACAUAUUUUCUAAUUUACAAUGGCUGGAGAACUCUUACCAUUUUAGAAAUUAAAAACAGAUACGCAAAAGACAAUGCAGCCAGGAAUCUGAGAUUUGCAAGUCCCAAUCCAUUGCUCACUGCAUGCAUGAAAUAUGCUAUGUAUAUAUUUUGAUUACUUUUCUUAAAAGAGCACACUCCAUGGCAGUGUCUCAGAGCUGUUAAUGGAGUUUGCUAAGAACAAUUACAAGAACUUAAUUUUCCAUUAUAGAUAAUUACCUCUUGAGUUUCCUAAAACAUAAAAGAGCUUUAGGAAGGAAAAUAAAAUUUGCCAAAUUUUUGUUAAGUCAUCCUAGCAGUUAAUCAAUCAUAUUCCCUUCGAAAGUAUUAAGCAUCUGUUACCUUUUUUGUAAAGACCAGAUGUUGUCGAAAGAGAGAAUUUGGAGUCUGAUUUGUGAUAACUGAUAGCUCAAAUCUGGGUAAAAGAAUAUAAAAAACAAAAAAGAAGAAUAUAAUCAAGUACUGUAUGAUAGAAUUAAUAAGAAAUUCAGAAAAUGAAGUUGAAUGAUUUUGUGAACCCAGAGGAAAGGAAAAGUUUUAUUUAGUAUGUAAGACUUAACAUUGCAUAUUAUGAUAAGGGAAAUACGAGUAUUGAUUGUAAAAAUGAGACAAUGAGGAGGUUGCUAGACUACAUAGGCUUGACUGUGUAGUCAGAUAGUGGAGGAGUUUGAAUUCUAGAUUUAGGAAUUUGGACUUAAUCCAAUAUGUGGUAAGGAGCCAUUGAUAGAUUCUUAAUUCUGAGAGUAGCAUAAUGAAAAGAAUUUUAGCAAAGAACAGAAAAUAGCAUAGGAAGAGCAGCAGGGCACACUUAAAAUAUUUAAGGAAGAAGCUUGUGAAAAAUCUGAUCUAAACUGGACAGCAGUGGGAUGUAAAGAAUGAGCAAGACAAUUUCAAGGGAUCCAGAAGAAUAGCAAUACUUAUUAAAAUAAGUCCAUUUAAGCAGUUUGCUUGACAUGUGCAUCAAGUUAACAGAAUUUUAAGUGAGAUUAUCUUUAUUUGGAGUUAGGAGUGAGAUUGGCACUUGAGCUGACUUUCUUUGCAUGUCAUAUUCAUAAAAAUAACGAAUAGUUUGCUGUGUACGACUUCAACUAAAAUUAGAAUUUCAAUCUCAAAAAAUUCUAGUAUCCUUGAUAGAAAUUAAGGGGAAUAGAAAUUAAUAUUUUCUUGUUAUUUUACUUAUUCCCCUCUACCCCUAAUUUUUUUUCCCUAAUUUUUUUUUUUUUGUUUUUGUUUUUUUUAAUAUUUAUUCAUUUAUUUGGCUGCACCAGGUCUUAGUUGCAGCAUGUGGGAUCUAGUUCCCUGACCAGGGAUCGAGCCUGGGGCCCCUGCAUUGGGAGCUCAGAGUCUUAACCACUGGGCCAGCAGGGAAGUCCCUCCCUAAUUUUUUUUAAAUGAAACUUAGAAAAACAUUGAGUCCCAAUUUUUUUUUUUAAACAGUGGUCCUGAGUUUUUAAUCUAGGUUAAGGAUUCUUUAUCAUGAAGGAGUCUAUCUUAUAAUUCCAUGAUUGUGUAUACUUAGUAAAAUUGCUGAAGAGGAAGGAUACUACUUAUUCUGGCAUCCUGUUUUGAGAGCUUGUUCUGGCUUUUUGAGUAGCUGGGAUAUUUUAAAGACCCUAGGAUUCCCAUUCUUAAUAUAUGAGAUGAUUAACUGGAUAAUAAAAGUGAAGAGCAAAACAUAAAUUCAUCUAUCAAUUUGGAAUUCAAAUUUGUGUGUGUUAAGAUAUUUUGUUAAAGAAUAUAAAAAAUAGGAGAAGGCGUUUUUGUUUUUUUUCUUAUUUGAAACCUGUUUUGUAAUAAUAAGGGUGAUGAUUGUGCCAUUAAAAACCCAGCUUGGCCACUAGUUUCUUUUUUUACAAAAAAACCCUCUUGUCUUUUUUUUUUUUUUUUUAAUGAAUACAAAUAAAGUUGAAAUCCUAUUUUAUAGAUAAGAACGUUAAAAAAAAAGUUAGCAGUUUAGGUUUAAAUAAAAAUUCAGUCUAACUUCUUCAGCAAUUUAAUUUUACAUAUCUCAUCACAUCAACCUGUUGCAAAAGAGUAAUAAGGCUUCCAUUCUUUUAGUAGGAGUAUUAAACUUAGGGAAUAGUCUGUGUCUCUUGAGUUAAAUUUUUUUUCUGAAGUAAUAUGUAUCCAAUUUUAAUACUUUUUUGUUCUCCCCAUCCAUUUAUUUAAGCAGAGAAUUUGUAAAAUUUAAGGACAUGUUUUAACAUUCAAAUUUUAAUAUUUGAGAUUCUUUCACUGAAGGGUGCUCAUUUGCACAAUCUAAGCAGAAGGUGGAAUUUUUAAAAGGAACAGUACAACCAGUUGUACCCAGGAUGCCUAACUGUACUUUUACAGAUUUGCCAUAGAUACUUCUUUUGUACCAUUCCUAAAACGAGUAUAAAGAGUCUUGGGAUCUGAAAGACUGUCAAGGGAUUUUAAUAUUUAGAGAUGAGAGUCAUUUUUUAAAAUACAGAUAAACUUUGUUUAUGGACUUAAUUUUGUAAAUGAACUGAAGUUAUGUCCUUAUGGUAUAGUGUGUAGUAUACAAGUGUAAAAAUGGCCUUGAGUAAUCAGCAUAAGUUUUUUAGAGCUUGUAAAUACUGUGAAAACCUCUUGAUAGCAUCAGUGGGUGCUCGGUAGUCAUGUAACUAACCCUGAGACCCCUCCCCUUUGGGUAUAAAAGGUAUAUAUCCUCAAGCUGAGUCAGUUAAUACUUACUAUUCACACAUCGUAACCAGUUUAGUAGAAGUGAAGAUGAGAAAAUGGUAAUGAUUGGAUGGGGAAUCAGUAAACACUGUAAAAAGAAAAAAAUUGAGAAGGAAAUAAUGAAAGAAAAUGUGGUUUCCCCUCCUUCCUUCAAGUUACUGCCAUAAUGUAGUUCUGUAUAAUCUUUAUUGUCUCAUGAGUUUUACCAAGUGUGAGAGACUAGACCUGAACAGUCUGAGGCAGAAGAAAAGUUAAGUUUUUUCCUUGAAACUAAGGCCCUGUAGUCUUAGUGAAGAUUUGUAAAUACUCCGUAACACUAAAAGAUGAGAACAUAACUAGGAAAUUCUGGAAUGGGUUCUUAGUGAUUUGUUUUAAUAUAGCUAAACUACUUUAGUCCUUUUACAUUUAUUUUCUAUACCUUUGAAGUUGCUGCUUACACACUAGCUUUUUGGACAACUGAUCAUAGCGUAUAAGCUGAUUGGUUUAUGAACCACAUUUAAAGUUUGUACAGAAGGAAAUUUCCUGGUGGUCCAGUGGUUAGGAAUCCAUGUUUCACAGGGAUCAAGGGUUUGAUCCCUGGUCAGGGAACUAAGAUCCCGCAAGCCACAUGGCAUGGCUAAAUAAAUAAAAUUUGUACGGAAGAUUUGUAAAUUUUACAGGUAAUUUCACAGUGUGACAUGAGUUUAAAUUUAACUGCCAGUUCUUUAAUAAUUUGUAUAACACCUUGCCAAAAUUAUCCCAAACUUUAGAGACUAUAAAGACAUACAAGUUAGAAUAUCUGUGAGCCUUUGUAGAUACAAAAACCACUUUAAUCUCACUUAGAAUGCAGCAUACUGGACUUUAAAAGAAGGUAAAUUAUUUAAAAAUAGCUAAUAUUUUGAGCAGUUGGUAUUUUCUUUUUAAGAAAUUGCUUUAAUACUAGUUAUGGAUUAAAAAUAGUGAAAAUAUUUCUUUUGUAAGCUUAAGGAUCUAUAAAAGAAACAGCUUAAUACUCAAAAGGAAGGAAGCAGAACUGCUGUAAACUGAAAGACGGAAAUACGUCAAUUGAAUAAACACAGGCUGUUGUCCACAAGUCCUAAAGAAUGAAGUUCUUAGUACAAUAAAUAUAAGUUAUUUGGGUAAUUUAAAUCCCUCCCACCCCCACGUAUAGUCCACCUAAAUGCACUAGUAUGUUUCUGUGAAAGCUCUCAAUUUUACAAAGUAGUAGAGAAAUACAUUUUGAGAAUCUGUUUUAAAAACUUAGACUAUAUUCAUAUAGACUUGAACUUCUGUAAACUUGGCACUGUUACUUGGCAUUUGCCUUGGAAUUUGCCUUGCCAUAAUAUUAGAAUGGGUUAUAGUGUAACAUUUUUAUUGGUUUAUUUUAAUAGGCUUUAAGUAUUAAGCAUACAUAUGGUUGGAAUUUGUUUUCUAUCUAUAAUAUACUAGCUGUAUUAAAAGACACUAGUUAUUUGCUGUAGGAUUUGUUCAUGUUCUGCAACUACAUGUGCAUGUUUAAACCUUUUUCCUGAUUAAAAAGUAGUACAUGGUUGUAAUAUUUUUACACAUAGAUAAUUAUUAGAUUGAGUACAUGGUCAUGGUAUAUUUAUACAUAGACAGUUCUUACACUGCUUGUAUGGGAUACACCAUAGUAAUUUCUUAGUAAUUGUAGUUAGCUCCUUCUUAUUUUUGGCUGUGUACUUCAGCUACCACUAGAGGCCUCUUGUUAAUAAAGAAUAGUUAAAAAAAAACAACAACACUAUUUUAGCAGAUUGUUCUGUGAGAACUUUCUGCCCAGCUCCUGGUUUAUAGUAGGUAAGGUAGACUAGAAGCCUACUUAAGAUAUAUUUCUAUUAAAAUUUGUGAUAUGAUUUGGUUGUCAUAAAUCUGCCCACUUCAAGUAGGCACUAUAUUGGUUGGUGGGUCCAGAUGCAGGUUACUUAGGAAUUUGCAGAACUUUUGACAGAUUUAAGAGUAGGUUAAGUAGUCUCUAGUGAAACGGGACAGAUAACACCCUUCUCAAUGUUUAUUUUUCUCUUUGCAAUUUUAAUUCCUUUUCCAAAUUCUGAAUAGUUGUAUGAAUUUCUAUGGGGAAAGUUGAUAUUACCAUUUCAUAAUGAAGAUAGUCAAAGCUGGAAAAGAAUAAUUAAUAUUUGUCCACAAAGGACUUAUUAUAGUCUUAUUUCUAAUGCACAGUGAAGAGUAAAAGCUUUUUAUGCUCUGUAGUUUUAUUUUUUAGUUUAAGUUUACUGACAGUUGUUGAUUUACCUUUUUAGCUAGAUGUCUCUAAAUUGUUUUUGGAAGUUAAAAUGACUGACAUCUUUGUAAGUUAAAGGGGGGGUUAUGAGCACUCUUUCUUAACCUUGAAUGAUUCCGUGAAAAAAUAGAUACAGUUUGAGGUUUCCCUGAUACAAAAAUUGAAAGGUAGGUAACAGAGGAGGUUAGGUAUUUGUGACACCUUAGAUAAUAAAAAGCAAAAGAUACUCUGUCAUAUCUUAGCUUUUGUUAACAAACUAAAAGGAAAAUUAUACAUUUCCAAUGGGUUGCUAUGCCAGAAAUGAGAUUUAAAAUUUAAAUUGUUACCUAGUUACCUUGUUAACAUUAAUACCUAAAAAGUGGUUACAUUCAGCACUAUUGAAUAAUUUUCUACUAUUGUUUUUAUGAUAGAAGUCUUUAGUAUAUAAACUUUUUACUUCUGUCUUAAAAAUGAAAGGUUUUAAGAGUAUCAGAGCACACAGAACACAAAGUUUUUUGUGUAUAUAACAAGGGCUGUAGUGAUGUUUGUAGAUUUAUACCAAGGGAUCUGUUUAUAUAAGGGAAAGCCAAAAGGGGGGGGGGGUAUAUUUUUACCUAAUGAAAUAUAGGUAAUGAACUGGCCUAUGAGACUUCAAUUACAAAUGAGUGGCCAUACUUUUGUUUUUAGUCCUGAAUAUGCUGCUUUUACAGUUUCAGUGAAUGAAAAAACCUAAACUGCUAUGCCUGUUCCAUGCAUCUGUCCAGAAAUUUAGAAAGUAUCUGAGAUGUGGUGAAAGACUUUCUGUAGGUAAAUAAAUGGAAAAGGUGGAUGUUGAACCAAAGGGUAGCUAUCUAUUUCAGUUUGUUUUCAUCUGGGAAAAAAAAAGGCCUGGCAGCAUCAAUAGUACCGUUUUUGGAAAAAUAAGUCUUUGACAUUAGCCUGAAGGAAAACUUCAAGGAAGUUGGGUGAUAAUCUUAAUGACAUAAAUGAAAAUUGGUGGAAAAUGGGUUUGUUUUCACUAAUAAUCAAGGGUUAAAUGGACAGAGAAACCAAACUGUCCAUCCUACCUUGAUCAUAAGUUCUUCAUAUAUCUAUCAAAAUUUUAAAAACAGGCUUCUAAUAAGUUUUAAAUUAUUUGACUUGGAAAGUUUUGAUUUAUAUCCAAUUUUUUAAGAAGCCAGUCAGUUUUCUGAUAAAUGAUAUUGUCACUGAAGGGAAUAUAAAUAUGCAUAACUAUAUAAAAUAUGCAAAAACUAUAAAAAAGGUAGGAUAAACAAUAAAGACCAUGAUACUAAUUUUGUAGGGUACAUUAUGAUACUUCAUUGGAUAAAAUAGAAUUUUUAAAAUGGCUCUGUUGCAAAAAUAUACAACUUCUAGAAACUUAAAAGGCAAAGGGGAAAAUUUUUAAAUUUCAUAUAUCUUCCACCACCCUCCCCCUUUUUUUUUUUCAGUGUGCUUGUUUUAUUUUAGAUUGUAUCUUUCUGGUUAAGUCAGAGUGAGCAAAGAUAGUGGUCAAACAAUCAGGAAAUGUUAGUAAUUUUACUAAUUGUGUUUUACUUCUCUGAACCUCAGCAUGUGUCCUAUAAUAGUUGAGUUUAGAUAGGUGUGUACAGAUACUCCAGCCUGUGAUGCUUUGCUUUAACUAUAUCUUGGUAUCUUAGCCUGGCUUAGGGAAAGCUUAUUUUGAGAUCAUUGGGAAUCUUCAGGUUAUAAAUUAGUGAAAACUUAAGACAUAGGUAUGGGGGGGGGGGUUACAGUUAAUGUUAGAGUUAUGCUUGAAUUAAGUAUUUAUAUUAAAACUGCUCACAUUUUAGGAACUAGGAUGAAACUUGAAAGGGGAGGAGGGUGAACAGUAUGGUAAAAAACAUUUAGAGAAAUUCAGUAAAUUCUCUUUAAUUGUUAGAAAACUAGAGUUUUGAACAAUUUUAAAGAUUAUAAAAUUGUUUUUUUAAUAAACUAGUUAUUUGCACUUUACCUGCUGGCUUUUCCAUUUGGUAGAUAACAUUCUGAACUCCAGCAGAGUUUUAUAAUCCCCACGUGCUUAAAUAUACUAAAUGUUCUUUUUCCAUUAAGGUUAAUGUUCGUGAAGAAAUUGAAGAGUUUUUUCCAAGAAUGUGGAAGAUAAAUCAAGAUAAAAGAAGGCUAAUGAAAAGUAUUAAAGAUCAGAAAAUUAAAAUUGAAUGGGGGAAAAAAUUGAACAGAAGAUUGGUCAGAUAGAAGCCCUUGAAUAUUUUUUUUAAGGCUAUUUUGAAUUGUUUUGGGGAAGAAUACACGAAGUAUGAAAAAUGAAAAACUCAAUGAAGAAUGAAGAGAAGUAGAAAGCAAGAGUGAAGUAGAAUUAAAAGAAUCUGGAAGAAUGAAUGGGUCCUAGGUUAAGUAAAUGAGUCUCGCUCUCAGUCAAAAUCUCCAACGGGAACUCCUGCUCGUGUAAAAUCGGAGAGCAGGUCAGGAUCUCGUAGUCCAUCAAGGGUUUCCAAACACUCUGAAUCCCAUUCUCGAUCAAGAUCAAAAUCCAGGAGACGGUCUCGAAGUAGGUCAUACACACCAGAAUACCGGCGUCGAAGGAGCAGAAGUCAUUCUCCAAUGUCUAACCGGAGAAGACAUACAGGCAGCAGGGCGAAUCCUGAUCCCAAUACUUGUCUAGGAGUGUUUGGCCUCAGUUUGUACACAACAGAGAGAGAUCUUCGCGAAGUAUUUUCUCGAUAUGGACCGUUGAGUGGUGUCAAUGUGGUUUAUGACCAGCGAACUGGACGGUCACGAGGAUUUGCUUUUGUUUAUUUCGAGAGAAUAGAUGACUCAAAGGAGGCUAUGGAAAGGGCAAAUGGAAUGGAACUGGAUGGUAGAAGAAUUCGGGUGGAUUAUUCUAUCACCAAGAGAGCACACACACCAACACCAGGCAUAUACAUGGGCAGACCAACUCACAGUGGUGGUGGCGGUGGCGGUGGCGGCGGAGGAGGAGGUGGAGGAGGUGGCAGACGUCGAGAUUCUUACUAUGAUCGAGGGUAUGAUCGUGGGUACGACAGAUACGAAGACUAUGAUUACCGGUAUAGAAGAAGAUCACCUUCUCCUUAUUACAGUCGAUACAGAUCACGAUCAAGAUCUCGAUCCUACAGCCCAAGACGCUAUUAAUAAGCAGAGCGGUUGCAGUUGAGGACAUCUUUUUCUCUUUUUUAAAUUCUGGACUUCGCCAAGCUUCUAAUCCUUCCUACUCCUCAAAAAGAACCCUUAAAGAAUCUUUGGUUUGUUUAGCAUCUACACUUUGUCAAUUGUAUUGCUAUUUUCCACCCCUUUUAUUAUAUUCUUAAAGAUGUAAUUGUCAUUUUUGAGUAGUUAAACAUCUUGAGUAAAAAAGGAACCCCCAGUGUUAAGCUUUGUAAAUGAUUUUUUGUUUGUUUUUUGCUUUUAUGGGAAAUUCACUCCUAGCUUAUCAAAAUGAGGAAAGAAAUGAUCUUUUUAAAGCUUCUUUUGUGUUAGAUAUUGUAUUAGACAUUGUAUUAGAGGUCUGCAUUUACUACAAACUCCUUUUUUAACUUUCUUUUGGGGAAGUUAGUAGUAGUUCAGUCAGGUCAAGUUUGUCUGGGGUGGCAUGGAACAGUCAAAUAGUUGAGUGUAGAAAGUUUGAAGCUAUAGAAAAAAUGCUUACUUGGUCAUUUCUUUUGAAGAACAGAAUUUUUGAACCCUAAAAAUUACAUCAUUUUUUUUUUUUUAGAAAUGAAAAGCUUGUGGACUCCUGCAAAACAUGUUGUAUUUAAAAUACAUUUGUUGAAACUUAAAAA
Messenger RNA from Dama dama (fallow deer), 10557 nucleotides. It is a transcript of the gene TRA2A, whose product is annotated as transformer 2 alpha homolog. Gene Ontology annotation, molecular function: RNA binding. Bases 9365 to 9910 code for a protein of 181 amino acids. Gene Ontology annotation, cellular component: spliceosomal complex. The record is from RefSeq and is a predicted model, not a curated record. The transcript is spliced from 8 exons. NCBI's taxonomy places the organism in Eukaryota, Metazoa, Chordata, Mammalia, Artiodactyla, Cervidae. Gene Ontology annotation, biological process: positive regulation of mRNA splicing, via spliceosome.